Arachis duranensis is the source of this 2067-nucleotide messenger RNA. RefSeq names its product protein DETOXIFICATION 43. Gene Ontology annotation, molecular function: xenobiotic transmembrane transporter activity; citrate transmembrane transporter activity; antiporter activity. Gene Ontology annotation, biological process: transmembrane transport. NCBI's taxonomy places the organism in Eukaryota, Viridiplantae, Streptophyta, Magnoliopsida, Fabales, Fabaceae. The record is from RefSeq and is a predicted model, not a curated record. Gene Ontology annotation, cellular component: membrane.
UUUUCUUCAAAGAUGCAAGGCUUAUUUUCAAGAUGGAUUCUCUUGCAAAGGAGAUUCUGGGGAUUGCAUUUCCCUCUGCACUUGCUGUUGCUGCUGAUCCCAUUGCUUCUCUCAUAGACACAGCAUUCAUUGGCCACUUAGGACCGGUGGAACUUGCUGCAGCAGGAGUUUCUAUAGCUUUGUUCAACCAAGCUUCAAGGAUCACCAUUUUCCCUUUGGUUAGUAUCACAACUUCCUUUGUGGCUGAGGAAGACACCAUUGAGAAAAUCAAUAACAACAAAGCAGCAGCCAUGGAUACCAUCAAGGCCAAGUCCAAUGAAAUCAUGCCUGAUGAUGAUGAGGAUGACAUAGAAAAAGGUGCCCCCAAUGAGAAUCCCGACGAGGUUCCAAGUGGUGAUGCUGGCUUGAAUUCAGUUCCUAAGAACUUGGAAAAUAAUGGGGAUGGUUGCACUUUAGAAAAUGUCACAAAUAAUAAUGGAGAUGAUAACAAUACUACAAAUGCAAGGAAGUCUACCUCGGUUAGCGAUGGUAGAAGUAAGAAAAGCAAGAGUGUUUCAAAAAGUGGAAGAAAGAAAAGACACAUUGCUUCAGCAUCAACAGCACUACUUUUUGGAACAGUUCUUGGACUCCUUCAAGCUGCAACUCUUGUAUUUGCAGCCAAACCUUUAUUAGGUGCUAUGGGAGUCAAAUCUGGGUCUCCUAUGCUAGGCUAUGCAAUGAAGUACUUGAGACUGAGAGCCUUAGGUGCUCCAGCAGUGCUUCUAUCUUUGGCCAUGCAAGGAAUCUUCAGAGGUUUCAAAGACACAACAACUCCGUUAUAUGUCAUUCUUUCGGGAUAUGCACUGAAUAUAGCGAUGGAUCCAGUACUAAUAUUUUACUGCAAAUUGGGGAUCAGAGGUGCAGCCAUUUCACAUGUCCUUUCCCAGUACAUAAUGGCAUUUGCUCUCUUGAUGAUAUUAAUGAGAAAAGUGCACCUUAUGCCUCCAAGCAUGAAGGAUCUCCAGAUUUUUAGGUUUCUCAAAAAUGGAGGUCUACUAUUGGCAAGAGUAAUAGCAGUGACAUUCUGUGUGACAUUGGCUGCAUCAUUGGCAGCAAGAUUAGGCCCAAUUCCAAUGGCUGCAUUCCAAACUUGUCUUCAGGUUUGGUUGACAUCUUCCCUUCUAGCUGAUGGUUUAGCUGUUGCUGUACAGGCAAUUCUAGCAUGUGGCUUUGCUGAGAAAAAUUUCGAGAAAGUAACUGCUGCUGCAACAAGAACACUUCAAAUGAGUUUUAUUUUAGGAGUGGCCCUCUCUCUUGUUGUUGGCGUUGGAUUGUACUUUGGAGCUGGUGUCUUUUCCAAAAGUCUUCUUGUUAUCCAUCUCAUCAGAGUUGGCAUCCCGUUUGUUGCUGUCACACAACCAAUCAAUUCAUUAGCUUUUGUAUUUGAUGGUGUGAACUAUGGUGCUUCCGAUUUUGCUUAUUCUGCAUACUCCUUAGUUUUGGUUUCACUAGCAAGUAUUGCCACAUUGUUCCUCCUCUCUAGGGCCAAUGGUUUUGUUGGCAUCUGGAUUGCAUUGGCAAUAUACAUGGGUCUUCGCAUGUUUGCCGGUAUUUGGAGGAUGGGAACCGGAACAGGGCCUUGGCGUUUUCUGAGAGGCAAUUACUAAUAACUCGUCUAGGUAACAUAGGAAAUAAAUUCCAAACUGUGUUAUUCAGCUCAUGUUUUGUAUCAAUGUAUGUUCAUCCUUUAGGAUUGAGUGUCUCCUUCUUUUUUAUAUUUUUAGGACAUGAAUCCUUCUCAUUUCUCAAUUCUCUUAUGAUUAUAAUCUUAUAUGCUUCUUGUAGUGCCCUGUUUACAUGUGUUAGUUCUUUGUUUUCAUUUUCAUUUUGUCUCUCUUGUAUUUUUUCCUUACAUACUGAGAUGUACCCUAGCUAUAGUCUUUGUGAUUUUCUGGUAUGUAGGAGAUUCUUAAUCCUAUUGCCAGUUAUAUGUAUACUCCUGAGUGCUUAUAUAUAUAUACAUGUGAGAAAUAAUAAUAAUAAUAAUAAUAAUAAUAAUAAUAAUAAGAAUAAAUGGCUUUUCAAUAA